Molecule: messenger RNA, 1992 nt
Organism: Mauremys reevesii (Reeves's turtle)
Lineage: Eukaryota; Metazoa; Chordata; Testudines; Geoemydidae
Gene: PPP1R15A
Product: protein phosphatase 1 regulatory subunit 15A
Exons: 3
Coding region: 125-1465 (446 amino acids)
Biological process (GO): response to endoplasmic reticulum stress
Cellular component (GO): protein phosphatase type 1 complex; endoplasmic reticulum
Molecular function (GO): protein phosphatase regulator activity
Source: RefSeq, a predicted model, not a curated record
UUCCUCCAGCCACAGAACAACCAGCCCCGAUGGAGCCUCCCGCCGCCGCCCGCCCCACGGAGCCCGCUGCUGCAGCGCCCUGCUCGCCGACCCCGAGGGAACCGCGACUCCCAGCCUGGUCGAGAUGCUCCGCGUCUUGUCCCCACAACUGGGUGGCCUCCUGGAUGUGCUCACCUGGGCUGUGCUGUCGCUCCUGGGUUACUGGCGUCGCCUCCCCGCGGCCGUGAUGAUGAGGAGGAGGAAGAGCCGUGGGCCGGCCCGCCCACGCCACGGCUUGGCCACCCCGCUCCCGGCACAUCGGGGAGCCCCGGAGGAAGGAGAGGACUUUGCGGCAGGUCCCGCUGCGUCCCAGGGGCCAGCCCCCCAUUGGGGAGAAGGGGAGAAUUCAGGGGGAAGCCCCCAAGCUCCUUCUGUGUCCCACGACCAGGAGGAGGGAGUGAACUGUGGAGAAGAGGCCGCGGCCCGGCUGGAGAUGUUCCUCCCUCUGGAGGAGGGUGGAGAUGGUCAGAAGCAACCUCGGGAUGGUCCAUCCUGGUCCCCGCAGGACAGGGAAUGUCACGGGGCUGGUCGGAAACCUGAAGGAGGCCUCAAGCCACCUGGGGGAGAUGCCCCCAGCUGCCCUCAGGGUGGCCCAGACCUGGGGCACCCCAUCACCAGGAACCCCCAUGUCCUGUCCUUGUUCUACUGCCCCUCGGAGGAGGACGACGACGACGCUGGAGACUGGCCCAGCGAGGAGGAGGGAGAUGGAGGGGGCUGCUCGGGCGCAGACUGGACCGAUUCGGAGGAGGAGCCGGAAGACGACGCCUGGCGUGAGGAGAACGAAGCGCUGUGGGGGACCCUGUGCCGUGGGCAGGACCCCUUCAACCCGCUACGCUUGGCCGGGGGCCCCCCGGGCCCCAACCAGCCACGGCCCAAGAACCAGGAAUUCCGAGUUUCCUUCUACCUCCGCGGGUCGGACUCUGAGGCUGAAAAAGAGGGGGACCCCUGGAAACCCCCUGAGAAGCCCUGGCCUAUGAGACGGGGUGUCCCUAGUAGGACUCGGUGCUGUGAGCUGGGAUCCCGGGGAGCCGGGGACCCCAUCAAGGUGGAGACCUCGAACUCUGAGGGCAACCAGACAGCUAAGAAGGUUCGAUUCUCCCCCGUCGUCACCGUGCACCCCCUGCUGGUCUGGCGCUUUGCCAGCCGGGCUGCCCGCCGGGGGCCCUGGGAGGAGCUGGCCCGGGACCGGAGCCGCUUUCACCGGCGCAUCGAGCAGCUGGGGGCCAUCCUGGGGCCCUGCCUGGAGCCGGGACACCGGGCCGGAGCCUGGAGGAGGAUCCACAGGGCAGCCCCGGAGCCGGCGGGACAGGAGAUGCCCUUCCCCCUCCACGAGGGAAAGGAGGGGGAGGGGACGCAGGACAUGUCUCUCCAGCUCUGCUCGGAAAGGAUGGAGGACCCAGGCAUCCGGGAUGGAAGACUGGGCUAGGGCACAAACUGUCUUCCCGGCUCCCCCCAGUGGUGAUCGCAUUAACCCUUCUGGCUCUGCAGCCAGGCUCCCCUCUGCAGCUCUGGGAACUGGGACUCCUGGGUUCUCCCUGGCUCUGGGAGGGGAGUGAGGACUAGUGGUUAGAUCGGGGGGGGACUGGUACCCAGGCCUCCUGGGUUUCUUUGGGGAUGACACCCCUUUACCUACCUCAAUCUCUCACCUGCGUGUGCUCCGAUCUGUUGGUUUAUUACUGAUAAAUUAUUUUCUGGCUGGUCCAUCUGGCCGGGGACUAAAUAUUUAUAUUUUUUUAUAUCGGGAUGUAUGGGGGGUGGGGGGAAGUGGGCGGAAGGGAUUUCUCAAGCAGCCCGGGCCUCUUCCUUGAGUUUCUGAAUCCCCCUGGUAUUUUACUCCCCCGUCACCCUGACUCUGGGCUGCUUUAACUGCUCCCAGUCUGCUAAUAAAGGUUUAAUACGCGGCUGCUCGCUCUGCGUGGUGGUGUUCAGACCCCUCCCCAGGUGUCCGAGGGG